Molecule: messenger RNA, 427 nt
Organism: Umbelopsis ramanniana AG
Lineage: Eukaryota; Fungi; Mucoromycota; Umbelopsidomycetes; Umbelopsidales; Umbelopsidaceae
Exons: 1
Coding region: 171-332 (53 amino acids)
Source: RefSeq, a predicted model, not a curated record
GCCAAUGCCAAGGGCCAAGUUGUCGGCGAUUAAAACGUAGCCGAGCAUGUUGGCAUAGGCGCAAGUACUACGCACUUGGCGGACGAGGAAUACUAUAUAAUGGCUAUGGUCAUCAACCUUUGGAAUAGCAUUCCAUCCAUCAGAAACAAAUCUUAUACGCUAUAAAGAACAUGCCUUUCUUCAAGCACUCUUCAAAAUCCUCUGCAAGCUCUACAUCUGGUGCUUCUGCCUCUUCCACCAAGACUGCAAGCACAAAGCAAGCAAAGAAAACCGCUCCUCAUGUAUUCUUUCCCACUUACCCAAUGCAACACAGUCCAAUCAAUCGCAUGUAAUGCCAAUGAAAGCGUUAGAAGCGGCCCUUCUCUCAGCCUUUAUGUAUUCUAGAACGUUGUACAAUUCGCAUAAAAAUAAAUAACAUAUGUGUCAU